AUGGCAUACCCACAUAACCCUGAUAUUUUUCGCUGGAAAAGAGUUACUAAGACUAAAAAGCCCACUGCAGAUAAGGUGCAGCUCAAUAAUGGGGAGAUCAACCAAUGGAUGAAGACAGUGGAAAUGGCCUCAGACAAUGCAGUGAGUGAAGUUUUUUCCCUGAAGAAGCCCCAUUCAGUGAUAAGCAGUCAGUCAAUGGCACUACACAGCACAGAGCAGCUGCUGGAUCAUGACCAAGCAUACGGGGAAGCUCAGGCUCUUCUUAGUGAUUGGAUGAACAGCAAGUUGCGUCUGGAACUGGAGAUGGAGGAAGAGGAGGAUGUGAUUGUCUCCCCCGAGAAGAACAGUCCAGAAGCAAUGCCACCUGCCCAGCCUGUCUCCCUGGACUACAGCAACUUUGAUGACCUGUAUUUCCACCUGGCUGAGGAAGAGGAGAGCUCAGCGGUUAACAACUUCCUUCAAGACCUCAUGGAGCGGGAAGUGGUGGAUUCUGGGAUAGUGGAGGAUCUGGCACUAGACUCUGAAGAGCGAGACAGGAGGAUGAGGAGGGACCCGAGCCUCACCAUGGAGGCACGUCAUCGACAGGUGCGUGAGAACCGUGCACGGCGGGACGCGGAGCGGGAGAGGUUGCACAGGGAAAGGGUGGCGCGGAGGCAGGCCAGGGAGGAGGCGCAGAGGAGGGAGCAGGGGGAGGAGAGGUGGAGGAGGCAGGAGGCACGCAGGCAGGAGGAGAUGGUGCAGCAGGAGAUGGUGCGACUGCGCCGCGAGACGGAGGAGAGGAGGAACCUGGAGCAACUAGCCAGGCAAAUGGAGAGGGAGAGGAUCGCCAGGAAGACGGCAGCUAAGAGCUCACUGGUACUCCAGCCAGGCCCUUCAUUCUCUACUGCACAGAAACAACAUGACACUGAGAGACCACUCAGACUACAGCAAGCAGAGGUCAGGGUUCAGAUGCACAACCUUAAGUGUCUGCAGAGGCACUUCUCUGGCUGGUACUCAGUGCUGUUGGAGAGGAGGUUGCAGAUGGGCAAGGCGGCGGCGCUCUGUGAUUGGAGGAGACAGCUGAGGGCGUGGCGAGACUGGCGGGCGCUGGUGUGGGCAGGGCGAGAGCAGCGGGAAGCGGAGAGAACAGAGGAGGAGUUACGGACCCAGAAAAGACACUGCCAUGUGGCGAUGGUGAGUGACCGGAGGCGUUUGCUAAGACGAUGCCUGAGUGAUUGGCGGCUGUGGUGUCGGGCGGAGAGAGAACGCCGGGAGCUGUUGUCACAGCAGCAAGAGACGCGGCGCAAGAUGGCCGCCCUGAUUAAUGCCGUGGCAACUGGGAAACUCAAGAUGAUGGAGGAAACACAUACUCCUGAGCCAAUCACUGCCCUACCUGAGCCUUCUGACCAAUCAGAAACCGUAGAACUGAAAGGUCAGCCAGGGUCACGACCUGCUGGCCCCACCCCCUCUCCUGCCUGUCAAGGGGACGGACAGCUGGGGGCUGUGGUCCUGCACACCCUCCCCUGGCAGGUGACACGGCGUAACGCGGCGCUGAGUGCAGGCGAGCUGAGGCGAGCACGGGAGAGGGGCGAGGUGGGCGAUGGGGACGGCAGUGUAGGUGCUGCCCCCCGGUCUCAUAGAGCAGUGGUGUGUGGGGGCCGGUUCGAGCAUCGCCAUGCCAGCCAGCAGCAGACCAUUGCAGAGCAGAGGAGGCUCCUCGGGGAGCAACAGGAGCAGAUCGCACGCCUGCAGGAGGAGCAAAGCAUGAUGGGACUGAGGCAGGAGGCCCAGACAGCCGCCCAGAUUGCUGUCCCAGCAUCCCCAAGGCCCAGAGGGAUGACCUCUGACCCCAAAGAACCCAGGGCUGGAAGAGUCGCUCGGGGGAACGAUGGCCGUUCCUCGGCCUCCAGGAAACCAGCUGUCCGUCAGCCCUGUCGUCAUCCCACCGUCAUGGCCAUGGAGGAACGUGCUCGUCAGCGAGCGGAGCGCAGGAGGGAGGUGAAGGAGCUGAAGAGAAAGAAGGAGGAGGAGAGGCUGGCCCAGCUGAAAACAGCAGUGAAGGAGAGGCAGAGGGAGGAGGAGGAUGAGAAACGUAGAGCAGUGGAAAGGAGGAGGGAGGAGAAGAGACAAGAGAGAGAGAGGGAGCAGGAGAAACAAUGGAGGUUGGAGCGAGACCAGCAGCUCCAGACCCAGGCCCAGCAACACUACCACAGAACUCUUUUACUACGGCGAGGCCUGGAGCCAUGGAAACGCCUAGUUGCCCAGAGCCAAGCCAACACUCAGCUGGCCAGGGCUCAUCACAGGCAGUCUCUCCUGAGACGGUGCACACUGUCCUGGCAGCAGGUAGCAGGCGAGUCCCUGGCUCAGAAAUGGGCCUCUGCCGACCAACUGCAUCAACAUAUCCUGCUACGGAGGAGCCUGGGCAACUGGAAAAGGCUGAAGGAUCACUGCAUGGUUCUGGAGGGGCGGGCCGAGCGGUUCUGGCGCACACAUACUCUGAAGAGGGCUCUGAUUGGACUGCUAGAUCACGCGACCCAGGAGAGGAUGGCAGAUUGGGAUCGGGAGCAGCAGGCUCAGGAACACAGUACCUGGCGGGCGGUGCGAAGCUGUUUCCAAGCCUGGAGACGGUAUCCGGGGUGGCUGCGUGAGGAGAGAGAGAGGGAGACCAGGAGGGAGCAGCUGAGACGCCGAGUGGCAGAGGUCCUCCCUGACUUCCGCUCUUCUCCUCUGGACUGUACCUGGGAACAAGGCCCUCUGUGACCCACAGGACACACACGUACAGUAGACAUACACAUGCGUACAGUACACUCAGACAGGCAGGCAGACAGACAG
Salvelinus namaycush (lake trout) is the source of this 2811-nucleotide messenger RNA. Its product is annotated as coiled-coil domain-containing protein 191-like. Gene Ontology annotation, molecular function: phosphatase binding. The record is from RefSeq and is a predicted model, not a curated record. The transcript is spliced from 18 exons. The coding region runs from base 1 to 2739 and encodes 912 amino acids. Lineage: Eukaryota; Metazoa; Chordata; Actinopteri; Salmoniformes; Salmonidae.